This is a messenger RNA of Dictyostelium purpureum, 1776 nucleotides long. RefSeq lists its product as uncharacterized. Lineage: Eukaryota; Evosea; Eumycetozoa; Dictyosteliales; Dictyosteliaceae. The coding region runs from base 1 to 1776 and encodes 591 amino acids. The record is from RefSeq and is a predicted model, not a curated record. The transcript is spliced from 2 exons.
AUGGAUCAAGUUGAAUUAAAUAAUAUUGACCAUGUACAAGAUAGUCCACCUCUUAGUGUCUCUAACUCUCCAGACCAGAACCACCAGCCACUCACUAAAGAGAUCUCUAUUGUAGACAAGAAAGAAAAUGAUCUAGAAAUGGCCAAAGAAAAUAAAGAUGAAGAGGAAAAGCCAAGCAAAUACAGCAAAUGGGACCCAAAGUUUUAUCUUUUAGAACACCGUGACGAAUUAAAAAUUAUUGUUGCCUCUAUGUUUUAUAAAUUUGCCUUCGAAACAUUUUCUAGCUCGCUCAGUCUUGUUGUUUUAACUAGAUUUGAACAUGACAAUGGUGUUACCUUUUUAGCUGUCAUGAAUAUUAUAUAUUUCCUUUCACAAUCUAUCGGCUCAAUUUUGGUUUCUCCAUUUGUAAGAAAUUUUAGAGCAAGUAGAGUAACAUCAGUCGUUAUGUUUUUAAUGGCCAUUCUUAUUACUGUAUUUAUUAUAAUUGGUGCCUCUACCGGUACAAAAACUGAUGUCGAUCAUCUUGGCUCAUGGAAUCGUUAUUUAGUAAUUCCAUUAUAUUUGCUCAUGGGAAUUUUCGUUGGCAUGAUCGAGGUCAGUAGAAAACUUACCCCAAGACAAAUUUUAGGUGGCGAUAAUAAAAAGCUUUCAAAAUUAAACGGUUUAAUUCAUUUAUUCUACGAAGUCUCAGGUACUGGUGGUGCUUUCUUAUCAACUCCAUUAAUCGAUCAUUUAGGUCCAAUUUUCUCGUUAUCUCAUCAACCUGUCUUUUAUUUACUUGGUGCCACAUUCUUCUUUUUCGUAUCACAACCAUUCCCACCAGCCACUAUUAAAACUGCUAAAGAUCCAGAAGCUGAAACUGAUGGCAAAGCUCUUCAUAUUGUAAAGACUGUUGGAAGAGAGAUUUACUUAUACUUCCAUUCAUUGUAUGUUGGUGCCCGUUACAUCCUAUCUGUUAAAUAUUGGUGGAUUAUUACUACCUAUGUUUUACCACAAGUACUUCAUAGACUUUUAGAAAAUCUUUUAUUCCCAACAUUCGCUAAAAAAGUACUUAAGCAAGGUUCACUUUCUGGUAUUUUAACUGGUGGUUCAAACUUUGGGGAAGCUAUUGGUUCAAUUUUAGUUGUUAAAUUUGGUAACAAAUUAAAGAAUCCAUUAUGGUGGGUAAGAGUAGACGGUCUCUUCCACGCUUUAGUUUGGGUUUUGGUUUAUCCACCAAAACUUUCAAAUCCAACUGCUGUUGCUUGUUCUUUUAUCCCAAUAUUUGCUGUUGUUAGUUCCUUCUGGGCCGCAGGUGAUAUUUCAUUGUUAUCAUUCAUCCAAUCAGAAUUCCCUCUUAACACUCAAGCCAACGAUAAUAUAUAUCAAAAAGAAAUUAAUGAUACAGAUAGCGAAAAAUCAGAUAUAUCAGAAAGUAAUGUUACCCCAAAUUCUAAAAAUAGCAAAGAUCUCAGUCUCGAAAAUUCAAUUGACGAUCUCGGUAAAGAAUUGGAUGAUAAAAAACAAUCAGUCGAUGAAGUCAAAGAUAUCACUGAUGAAGAGGACGCUCCAUCUGGUUCACCAUUAGCAUCAGUUAUUGGUUUCUUAUUUGGAACUUAUGCAAUUAUCAUCUCUUUAUUAAGCUUUGGUCUUGGUCGUGGUAUGGAUAGUGCUGAUGCUAAUGGUAACAUUCAAGACGGAUUCUUCUGGAUUGCUGGUGUAGGCUUUUCAGUUUGUGGCGGCUUAGUUAUUAUUUCUUCUUUCUUUGCUAGAAACAAAGAUUUAAGAAAGAAAUAA